AUGCUUUGGAUCAAAAACCUCGCGAGAAUCUCUCCGACGACUUCGUCGGUCGGAAACUUGUUCAGGAGCUCCGAAUCCUUCACUCUCUCGUCCCGUUUCUGCACCGCUCUGCAACAUCAGCAGCCACAGAGCGAGACGGUUCAAGCGGCGACGGAGGUAGUUAAUGGGUUGGAGGCAGAUCGUUACGACGGUUUGGCUCCGACUAAAGAGGGAGAGAAGCCGAGAGUGCUGGUUCUCGGGUCGGGUUGGGCGGGUUGUCGUCUGAUGAAAGGGAUCGAUACGAGCAUAUACGACGUCGUUUGCGUCUCUCCGAGGAACCACAUGGUCUUCACUCCUCUAUUGGCUUCUACUUGCGUUGGUACGCUUGAGUUCAGGUCCGUCGCUGAGCCAAUCUCUCGUAUCCAGCCGGCGAUUUCACGAGAACCCGGUUCUUAUUACUUCCUUGCUAAUUGCUCGAGACUUGAUUCCGAGAAUCAUGAGGUGCAUUGUGAGACUGUGACCGAUGGAUUGAGCACACUGAAGCCAUGGAAGUUCAAGAUCGCUUAUGACAAACUGAUACUAGCUUGCGGUGCAGAAGCAUCCACGUUUGGAAUUAACGGCGUCUUAGAAAACGCCAUAUUCCUCCGUGAGGUUCACCACGCUCAGGAGAUCCGCAGGAAGCUUCUUCUUAACCUCAUGCUCUCUGAAGUUCCAGGCAUAGGUGAAAACGAAAAGAAGAGGCUGUUGCAUUGCGUUGUGGUUGGAGGUGGUCCCACUGGUGUGGAGUUCAGCGGUGAAUUGAGUGAUUUCAUCAUGAAAGAUGUUCGUCAGAGAUAUUCUCAUGUUAAAGACGACAUUCGUGUUACUUUGAUCGAGGCAAGAGAUAUACUUUCUUCGUUCGACGAUCGUCUAAGACACUAUGCCAUCAAGCAGUUAAACAAGUCUGGAGUGAAGCUUGUGCGUGGGAUAGUGAAAGAAGUGAAGCCACAGAAGCUGAUCCUUGAUGAUGGAACCGAAGUGCCUUACGGUCUAUUAGUGUGGUCAACAGGUGUUGGUCCAUCUUCGUUUGUGAGGUCUCUUCAUCUUCCAAAAGAUCCAGGUGGAAGGAUUGGAAUCGAUGAGUGGAUGCGUGUACCUUCUGUAGAAGACGUGUUUGCGAUUGGUGACUGUAGCGGUUAUCUUGCCACCACAGGGAAAUCAACACUUCCUGCUCUUGCACAGGUGGCUGAGAGAGAAGGCAAAUACUUGGCGAAUCUACUGAACGUGAUGGGAAAAGCAGGAGGAGGAAGAGCCAACAGCGCAAAGGGAAUGGAACUUGGAGAACCAUUUGUGUAUAAGCAUAUGGGAAGCAUGGCUACAAUUGGGAGAUACAAAGCUCUUGUUGAUCUCCGUGAGAGCAAGGAAGGAAAAGGGAUAUCAAUGGCGGGAUUUGUGAGCUGGUUCAUAUGGAGGUCUGCGUAUCUGACUCGAGUCGUGAGCUGGAGAAACCGCUUCUAUGUCGCUAUCAAUUGGCUCACCACUUUCGUCUUUGGCCGUGACAUUAGCCGUAUCUGA
Microthlaspi erraticum is the source of this 1533-nucleotide messenger RNA. The record is from the annotation of a GenBank genome assembly. NCBI's taxonomy places the organism in Eukaryota, Viridiplantae, Streptophyta, Magnoliopsida, Brassicales, Brassicaceae.